This is a messenger RNA of Laetiporus sulphureus 93-53, 647 nucleotides long. RefSeq lists its product as uncharacterized. The record is from RefSeq and is a predicted model, not a curated record. The transcript has a single exon. Bases 94 to 375 code for a protein of 93 amino acids. Lineage: Eukaryota; Fungi; Basidiomycota; Agaricomycetes; Polyporales; Laetiporaceae.
GGUGUAGGCGCGCUCACUUCACCCGAACAUCUACGACGUCAUGAGCUGUUGUUAUGUGUGCUGUCCAUCCCAACCACUUGUAUACGUGCGUUCAUGCGUUUUUUGCACGCAAGCACACCGCUGACCAGGUGGUGCCCCGACGCAGCCUACAUUCUGUUCACUAGUUCACCAGCGUUUCCUCGCUCUCUCACGGCAGUUUGGACGUGUACAAUACCAUCACAUCACACUUCGGACUGUUCUCACUCCAUCUCGCGGGAGCCCGUGUCGCCCAUUUGCCAUACCGUCGUAGGGUUGACUUACCAGCGUCGAGCUUGCUUUGCUGUGCUUCCGUAUAGCCUCCGUUGCUGCCAUCUAUUUUCCGGGCCUCUUGCGUGACUGGUCACUUGGAAUAGGUUGAGCUGGCCGUCUCGUCCUUUGGGUGGAUCAAUGGUCUAUGUAGUUCUAUGUACGUAGGUAUAGAAUGGAACAUGCACAUCGACGUUAUCUGUUGUUACUAUACCCUCAGCACUGCUGGUCGUUCGCAUUGCGGGUAUGAAUACACAAUCUCGCUGGCGGUCGUCCACAGAAUGUACAAAUGUACAGCUCUACGUACACACACGCGAUGGACCGCGCAAGAGGAAAGACACAUGCAAAAAGCAAAUCAUUCC